This is a messenger RNA of Diospyros lotus (date-plum), 1883 nucleotides long. Its product is annotated as 4-hydroxybenzoate polyprenyltransferase, mitochondrial. The record is from RefSeq and is a predicted model, not a curated record. Gene Ontology annotation, molecular function: prenyltransferase activity. The transcript is spliced from 10 exons. The coding region runs from base 290 to 1579 and encodes 429 amino acids. Lineage: Eukaryota; Viridiplantae; Streptophyta; Magnoliopsida; Ericales; Ebenaceae. Gene Ontology annotation, biological process: ubiquinone biosynthetic process. Gene Ontology annotation, cellular component: mitochondrial inner membrane.
UUAAACGGCCCGAUAACUGUAGCAUCUUCGAAGCUUCCCAGUUUUCACUUCUCUUUUUUCUUCUUCUUGCCUUAAAUCUUGUUCGCAAUCGAAGACGAAAGCGGGAAAGGGGUUUUCUUCGAUUUCGUGCAGUUGCCCUAAUUCAACAAUGGGAUUUAUACUCUGUAUGAACAAUCGUUGGAUUCGCGGCUUCAACUUGUUGCUGUAAUUCUUCAAAGAGCAUUCUCUUCAAUCCAAUCAAUAGGGACAAACUACAAACGAUGAAGAAGGAAGUCGGAUUCUGUUUUUGAUGAAAGGAAUGGCUAUGUUUCGUCUCUCGCGAUCAUGUCUUCGUAGGCUGCAACUGCCACUGUCCCACCAUUUGGUCUCCCCCUCGACCGCUCUCAUUGGAUUCGUCUUUCAUCCAAUUACCCCCUUGUCCAAUCCUAAAGACCACAGCCAUUUUCCUAACUAUGAUUAUUCAAGCACAUUAUUUGACUCUCCAAGAACAAGAAGACCUUCUCCCCAUUGUAUCGCCAGCUCUGAUUUUGUUCCGACGAAUUUCAAGUUCAAGUUUCAGUUUAGGGACUUAAAUCCAAGAAUAGCAAUUCAAAAUGCCUGUAUCUCCACGUCGUCUGGUAAGACAGAAAAGGAGGGUCAAAAGACGAACGGCAACAAUUCGGAUGGAAGUGGAGGCUCAAAGGCCAUAGAUGUAUCUUGGAUUGAUUUGUAUCUGCCUGAGGCAGCUCGGCCAUAUGCCCACCUCGCCCGGUUAGACAAGCCUAUUGGGACAUGGUUACUUGCCUGGCCUUGCUUCUGGUCGAUCACAUUGGCAGCAACUCCUGGGAAUCUUCCUGAUGUUAAAAUGUUGACAUUAUUCGGCUGUGGGGCUUUGCUUUUAAGAGGUGCUGGAUGCACCAUUAAUGAUCUCCUUGACCGAGAUAUUGAUACAAAGGUUGAACGUACUAAGUUGAGACCAGUUGCUAGUGGUGCUUUGACACCAUUUGAAGCGCUUUGUUUUCUAGGAUUUCAACUGCUUUUGGGCCUCAGCAUUCUGCUUCAACUGAAUAACUAUAGCCGCAUUUUGGGGGCUUCUUCUUUACUACUGGUAUUCUCUUAUCCCCUCAUGAAGAGGGUGACAUUUUGGCCUCAAGCCUAUUUAGGUUUAACUUUCAACUGGGGGGCAUUGUUAGGAUGGUCGGCCAUUAGAGGAAGUCUUGAUCCUGCUGUUGUCAUCCCCCUCUAUGUUUCUGGGGUGUUCUGGACACUUGUCUACGACACUAUAUAUGCGCACCAGGAUAAAGAAGAUGAUCUGAAAGUGGGUGUAAAAUCUACGGCCUUGAGGUUUGGUGAUUCCACCAAGGAGUGGAUUACUGGAUUUGGGGUAGCAUGCAUUAGUAGUCUUUCACUUUGUGGAUUCAAUGCCAAUAUUGGAUGGCCAUUUUAUGCAUUUUUGGCAGUUGCAUCUGGUCAGUUAGCUUGGCAGAUUCUUACUGUUGAUCUAUCAAGCCGGGCUGACUGCAAUAGGAAAUUUGUCUCCAAUAAAUGGUUUGGUGCCAUUGUUUUGAGUGGGAUCUUGUUUGGAAGACUUGCCUCCUAAUGGCCAAAAAGGAUUUUAUAGCAAAAUAGCUGGAGCUGUGCUUUGAGUGAGUAAACCAAAAUACUUCUGCCUCUGGCAAUCUCUUUUUUGUUCUUUUCCUUUUCACAGAGCCUCUCUCUCAUACUCAAAACAAUAGACAUAUUUUCUUUUAUAUUGUCUGAACUUCACAUAUCAAAACUAACCUAUAGAUUUUUAAUUAGUUGAUAAGGUGAUGUAUAAGAGAGAUGCUAGGAUCAUUGGAGCGUGUAGUUGACUUAAGUUUCCAAAUCAAUAAGGGAAAGCAGGAUGGGGAAGUUAACUAGUU